UGCUGCAGGAGGAGAGGGAAGGAGGAUGGAAAGUGAGAGGUGUUGGAGGAGGAGGGGUGAGGCAGAUAGAAAAAGAGGAGUAAGACAAGAUGGAUAAGAUGAUAAAUGUGAGGAGGAUAAACACGAGGUAUAUUCAUGAUUUAAAAAGUAGGCUGAAGACUCGCAUUGGCCUCUGCAGUGCUUUAAAUGUCUAAUUUGAGUAAUUGCUCAGUUAAAAUGGCCUUUUGAGUCUGAAUUAUCACAAGAUAACGAUAAAAAGUAGGGCGAAUGCUGUUAUUUAUAAAGUUUAAACCACUCUGCACCAAAUAGCACAAAGCUCUCUGUUUACCAAGAAUAAUGUCAAAGGUUAAGAAACGUGUAGCUGCACUGGAGAUUUCCCCCCCUCUUUUAUUUAUAGGACUUCAUCCCAGCUGUAGCUCUAAAAUGGGACCAGAGUAGUGAGGCACUAAUUUAAACAAAAGUGUGAGGCCCCCUUGACCGGAUGGGAGUCGACAGAGGUCCCCUUUGUUAAACAUAUGGGGCCGCAGCGGAGAAGAUAAGGCAAUAUUUAACACACCCACACUUGACUCCUCGUGCUCUCCGAUAAUUUGUCUUUGUCUCCUUUUAUACACACAGAGAUCUGCCACGCUGACACAAAUCUGCAGCGACUGACCCACAUUCACACACAUGCUCCUGUUUGAUAGAAGUCUUUUUUAUUUGAAGGGGUUGAGGGUUGAGCGGGGGGGGUUAGAUGCCAAAAAUGUGGGGAAGCCAAGUUGGACCUCGGCAGAGACAACAACGGUGGGGAUUUGAAAUGUCUGGUGGGGAUGAUAUCACUGAACCACCUAAUCACUUACAUCACCGCAGCUGCAUGCUCAGCAGUGUGUCAGCAUGUGUGUGUGUGCACAUGUGUCUGUUUCCAAUCUAUUUCUGUGUGUAUCUCCAUCUGUGUCUGUCUGUGCCUCUGGUAAGCGAGCGCUGAGGAUUUACGACCGGCCGGGGGAGAGUGUGUUUGAACGUGUGGUGAUUGAGGAGGUUCUAGUCAAUGCAAAAGAACUGACUUUGAGACUUGUGCUCCGUGCAUCCUUUGUAAAGAGCAGCACACACCCUCAGAGCGUCGACUGAGAAAAGGUGCGGCCCCAACAAUCAGCCAGACAGAAACACCACACUCACUGUCCCGUCCAAACAAUUUUCUAAUGAUCUCUGAUAGCUUCCACAUUUUGAAUAAAAACUCUCCUCGCUGGAUAUCAGAUCUCACUCAGUCUCAGGAAUAACGCAGUAUAACUGUCAGUGUAGUCAGUGGAAAGCAGUUGCCGGCAAUGGCAGCCGUAGAAACGAUCCUGCUGGGAUCGUUGCGGUGGCGUUUCCAUUCAGUCGUCUUCCCCAGUGUUUGCUCUGGCUGCGGCUGCGUGCAAGUUCUCACAGCUAGAUGGAAGUAGAGAAGCUCCCAGGGCCUUCUUGUCUGUCUGCAGCCAGGAGAGGGCUCACCAUUCUGGGCUUGUGCUCCCCCAUGCACCUCCCCACCCGCCCACUCUGGGUGGCCCGCAUGUUACCAAACAUGGAUCUACCAUACAGAUCCUGGAAAGCUUGUUUUUGUUGUCUUGGCUUCCCCUCCUUCCACCUGAAAGUUUCCAGCAUUGGUAUGAUAUACCAGACAGAUAGAGAAGAUCCUGGAGAGGAGAGUAGCAUUUACCAGAUCGUAUAUAACAGCAGGACUCAGUGGAAAACUGUCUUCUGUAAACCAUCCCACAAUGGAGGGUUAUGCUCAUGCAAAAGAAGAAAAUGACUCCAGUUUAAAUCUUAGCUGUAACAAAAGCUACGUUACUCCCACACACACUGUAAAAAUGACCUAAUUCUUGACAAGCUGGUGAUGCAGGGUUGAUUUUAUCCUUCUGCACACCGAUUGCACAGAGGAGAUGUGGCCUUUUGUAACCUCUGGUUGCCUUCCUUUCCUCGUCUUGCUCAUGAGAAAGUUUGGCUUUACACUUGCUGAUUAUUCAGUUGGGUUUGGCACCGGUUGGCAUGAACUGUAACAACCCCACUUACAUCCAACAAGCAGGGAGUGUUAAAGGAAUUGUUCUGGGGAGAAUUUGCAUGGUAGUGCUGAGAGUGUUUAACCAUCAAAUGGCUUGUUUGCACCCAGCUGUUAGCUCUCCCGGAGGAGGGCCUGGCCUCGUCUGUCCUGGCUUGCCCCAAUGUGGCACAGCAGGGCUUGUUCCAUCGGUCUGAUUUCCCCUCUUCCCCACGCCGGCAUCCUGCUUUACUUGACCUUCAUACUCUCCAGUCUGCCCCGCAGAGAGAGGGAGACGUCGGUAGCCGGACCUUGACUGUCCAGCCUCGGGUACAGCGGUCGGCUGGCGAAACCUCCACAUGCAUGACUUCUGUAAUUUGUUUGCUAGGCCUGUAUUUAUGAGCAUGCUAAUUGUAGGGAGUGCCAUGGUGCAGUUAUAGUCGCUGGACUUUGAACGUCUGCAGUUCUGCUGACAGUGUCUGGCUGCACUUUGAGUCUGUCUGAAUACUGCUUAAGCUUUUAACUUCAGUAAACUUCAUUUUCUUUCUUUACUAAAUGAUAUGCACACUUUCACUCGAAAUCACACACAUCUCAACAUCCUCACUGAGCUCUUGUGAGUUAUAACCGCAAAGCUGAUUGUUAUGGCAGCUUUUAUCUCAGCAUAAUCAGAAUUUUAUUGAGUUCGCACAGUGGGGACUUAACCUUUGUGAAUGAGUGUCCGUUCAGAGAAAAAUAAUCACUAGUCAAUCCUCCUCAGGUAAAAAUAACCUCAGCGCCCCAGUUUCCCACAUUCAGCGCUCGGCCCAUUCAUUCUCACACAUUCUUUCCUCCUUUCUUUUGCUGAGGCGAGCUGACGGCCCCCCUCUCUAGCUGUGAUGGGACUGUCAUGCAGAAAGACACUAUUGUGCUGCACAGGAUCCCGUUUCAGUCUUGCCUUGUAAUUAAGAAGGGAUUGCAUGGCUAGGGAGUUGCGGGUGGGAGUAGGGGGGAGACCAGGGGAUUGGGUUAGUAGGUAAUUUGGCUAAAAAGCAGAGCGCUGACCUGCUUUGUAGCUGGCAGGCCUGGGAGCCGGCAUGCAUGAACCCAACUCCCCCGCUGACACACAGCCUCCCUGCUGAGGUUUUGUUCAGUGUGUGUGGGCAUGUGGAGAGAGUACGGACGAGAAGGAAAGAAAGGUUGCGGCUGUGGCAGUCUCUCCAAGCUGUGUGUUAUGUGUAUGGAUGUAUGUAUGUUGCUCUGCGGUAACAUGAGCCAAAAAGUGAGAGUAAGCUUUUAUUGAACUCAUGUCAUUGUGGACUCAUCAUUAGUGUUUGCUCUACCCGCGUUUCCUCAGUGAAUCAUGGGAAGUGUGGUCAGUAAAGAGCAUAUGUAGAGGUUAAGUCACUUUUUUCUCCUCUUGUGCUGUAAAUGAAAACAGAAGCUGGACUGCUUGAGGAAAUGCCAUCAAAGGGUUGUGUGUGCACCCUGUUAGGUCUCAUAUUUGCUGCCUUAUUACUGUGAGCAGGAAAAGAUUUAGAUUCUAGUUAAAUUUGACUAAUCACUAAGAACAAAGGUUCUACUUUCACAAUUAUUUGUCCAAUACACGCAAUUUCAAUCAGACAAACUAUGUGCUGAGCAGAUUUGUGCUUUCUGUUUUUUCAGUGCAGUCUGAGUUCAGAGGCAGAGCUCUGAAUCCUCGCCAUGGCAGACGUGCUGGAGAGCGGCGGCGGUGGGUCAGGAGCCGUCAGAGUGGCCAGCGUGGAUUGGCAGAAGCGCUGCAUCGCUCUGGAAAUGCAGCUACUGAGGUUCCGGCUCCAGGCGGGGAAAAUCCGAGAGCUGCUGGCAGAGAAGAUGCAGGAGCUGGAGCAGAGGGUGACGGAGGCUGACCAGCGGGCUGAGAGUGCUGAGAAACAGAUCCAUGUCAUGGAAGAAAAGCUGAAGUCUGCAAACAUACAACCCAGCGAAUCAGAGAGCUCGUUGUACAGGAAGUAUCAAGACCUCACCAGUCAGGUUCAAGAAAAAGAUGCUGUGAUAAAGAGAUUAGAGAUACAGCUGGAAAAACAGAUCUUAGUCAGAGCCCAGGAGGCAAAAAUUAUUGAGGAGAAGGCUGCCAAGAUUAAAGACUGGGUCACCUUUAAGCUUAGAGAGAUGGAGCAAGAGAACCAGCAGCUGAAAAUGGCCAACCUGAAGCAGACAGAGAAGAUAAUGUUGCUGCAGGACAAACUACAAGCUCCCGUGGGAAAGAGACUGAGUUACUGGUGUUGUCUUUCCGCUCCAGCUCUCUUAGAGAAACCUGCAUCCUCUGGAUCCCCUGCCACCUCCCCUGUAAUGGAUACCCACCUGGUGCCCAGCAGUCCGCUAUUUCCUCCCAGCUGCCCCGGCACACCACCUGCCCAAGAUGACAGCUGGAGACAGACAGGUCCCCGCGGAGCCUCCUCUAAUAGCAAGACCUCACCAACAGAUGUGAAAAGGACUCCUGAACAGUCCAGUAAAGGGAUUUGUCUUGGAGACCUUGCAGCCCAUGAUGCUCUCUCUCAGGGUUGGAGCAGGGAGGGUCCCAGCAGCCCUGUUUCCAUUAGUGGACCAGAGCUUCCAGUGGGCCCAGAGGGCCCGUCAGGGUGCUCUGACAGAGACAACUCCUCCGAUGAGCUCAACAGCAAGUUUCGCUCUCAGUGCCUUCACUCGUCCUCUUCCUCUUCAUCUUCAUCCUCAGCCUACGAGAUGGCCCAUGGACCGAGCUCCCCAGAGUCAACCAUCAGAAUAACACCCAAAAGCCCGCUCCUGUCGCGUUCCCCCUCGACCAACAACCCCUUCCCGAAUCCUCCGGUUCACCAGUCAGGCACAAGCAUGACGUUACCCAAAGUACGGACACCACUCACCCCCAGAGACAGCAUCCAGCUGGUCAAGAAGCAUUACAGCCAGCCGCAGCCCAGCCUGGACCGACUUCACCACCUCAACGUUAACAUAGACAUCAUGACCCCAUCCUCCACUUCAUCUACCCUCAAGAGCACAGGCACCUUGCCCUUCUCGCAGGUUGUGGAAGAAACAGACAUUGACGACGGGCUUCCUGACAGCAUGGACGGGGUGGUGGAGGGGUCGGGAUCAGAGGAACCAUCCAGGGAUGGAGUCUCCUUCGUGGGACUUGCAGAAGAACUGGAGCGGCUGGAUCCAGAGGUUCUGAAGCCACCAACGCCUCCUUUGCACCGCUUCCCUUCAUGGGAGAGUCGGAUCUACGCUGUGGCUAAGUCAGGAAUGAGAGUUUCGGAGGCCAGUCCUGGAGCCAGGGGCCCUGGACGAGGGUCCAACUUACCCCAAUAUCCAGCGGCAGGUCCGUUCACCCAGUUAAUCUAUAAGAAUAUUAAUGUACCAGUCUAUACCACACUGAAAGGGAAAGCCACUCAGAUCAGCAGCGUACCUCUUCCGGAUGAUGACUCCGGGUCUGAGGAUGACAGCAGCUCUCUGGCCAGUUUACGGACCUCCAUCUUGAGCCCCGACAGGAAGAGCAGCGUUCCUGGGAGCCCGCGUGCCGUCAAGAGAGGUGUGUCCAUGUCCUCCAUUAGCUCAGAGAGUGAUUAUGCCAUUCCUCCUGACGCCUACUCCCUGGACAGUGACUACUCCGAACCGGAACAUAAAGUCCAGCGAACCUCCUCCUAUUCCUGUGAGAGCACUGGGCCUGAGAUGCUGGAGAAGUCUGGGUACCUGCUGAAGAUGGGCAGUCAGGUGAAAGCCUGGAAACGUCGCUGGUUCAUCCUGAGGAACGGAGAGAUCCUCUACUACAAAUCUCCUAGUGAUGUGAUCAGGAAACCUCAGGGUCAGAUUGAGCUGAACUCGUCCUGCCGUAUAGUACGUGGAGAAGGAGCGCAGACAUUUCAGUUGAUUACAGAGAAGAAGACCUUCUAUCUGACUGCCGAUUCACCCAACAUCCUGGAGGAGUGGAUCAGGGUUCUGCAGAACAUACUCAAAGUCCAGGCCAGCAGCCCGGUCACCGUGGAGACCACUGCCAAGCCCACCGUGAGAGGCUGGCUUACAAAGGUCAAACAUGGACACUCUAAACUGGUGUGGUGCGCUUUGGUUGGAAAAGUCUUCUACUACUAUCGUAAUCAAGAAGACAAGUUGCCUCUAGGGCAGCUGCAGAUGCGGGAGGCCUCUGUACAGGAAGUGGAUCGCUCCUGUGACUCAGAUGAGGACUAUGAGACAGGCAGUCGAGGUUUCCUCUCCUCCCACUGCACCUUAGUGGUCCAACCAAGAGACCAGAGUCCUACGUACCUGCUCAUCGGCACCAAGCAGGAGAAGGAUACAUGGUUGUAUCACCUGACUGUGGCAGCGGGCAGCAGUGCGACCUUCAAAGUGGGCACAGAGUACGAGCAGCUCGUUGGUAAACUGCUCGAUGCAGAAGGAGACCCAGAAUCUGUCUUGUGGAAGAGCGAAGCCUUGAGCUUCUGUAAGGAGGGUCUGCGCUCGCCUCUCACCACUCUGCCCUCUGAAGCUCUGCAGACAGAAGCUCUCAAGCUUUUCAAGUCCUGUCAGCUCUUCAUCAACGUGCUGGUGGAGUCUCCGUCUGUUGAUUACCACACCUCGCUGGCCCAGAAUGCUUUGCAAGUGUGCCUCACCCACCCGGAGCUGCAGAAUGAAAUGUACUGUCAGCUUAUCAAGCAGACUAACCGCCGGACGCCGCACAACUACUCCCUCACACAGUGCUGGCAGCUGUUGUCUCUGUGUGUGGCACUGUUCCUUCCUCAACAACAUUUCCUCUGGUACCUGAGACAGUACCUGCAACACAAUGCUGACCCAAGGAGUGAGGUGGGGAAGUAUGCAGUGUACUGUCAGAGGUCUGUGGAGCGAACUCUGCAGAAUGGAGAGCGAGAGGCCAAACCCUCACGUAUGGAGAUCGUCUCCAUCCUGCUGAGGAACCCCUACCACCAUUCACUGCCAUUCAGCAUCCCAGUCCACUUCAUGAACAACACCUACCAGGUUGUGGGCUUCGACGGCUCCACCACAGUGGAAGAGUUCCUCAACACGCUGAACCAGAGGAUCUGCGUGAGGAAGCCUCAGCUGUCGGGGUUUGCCCUCUUUACUGAUGAUCCAUCCGGCAAAGACCUGGAGCACUGCCUGCAGCCGUCUGCCAAGAUCUGUGAUGUAAUUUCCAAGUGGGAGCAGGCCCUAAAAGAGCUGCAUCCUGGGAAAAAUGAGGGGACACGGAUUGUCCGCCUAACGUACAAGAGCAGGUUGUGUUUCAGAUCUCAGGUGAAAGGUGAGACGGAGCGGGAGCGCCUCCUGCUGGCGUACCAGGUGAAUGAUGAAGUUCAACAAGGCCACUUCCCUGUGAACAAAGAGCUGGCUCUUGAGGUGGCAGCCCUCAUGGCACAGGUUGAACAUGGUGAUUUGGAAAGACCAGCUGCCUCCUCUCCUACCGGCUCUCCUCAGCCUAAGUCUCAGCUGAUCCUCCUGCAGGCCUUGGAGCGCUUCUACCCCAAACGCUACAAACAGGACUGCAGCUCAGAGCAGCUCAGAGAUCUUACUGAGCGUCUGGCCACUAAGUGGUCUAUGCUACGUGGGUGCAGUGCACCUGAGUGUGUGAGAAUUUACCUGACUGUGGCUCGGAAAUGGCCCCUGUUUGGAGCCAAACUCUUCAGUGCCAAGCCUGUCCAGCCCUCUCCUGUUGAGCAGAGCCAGGUGUGGUUGGCAGUCAAUGAAGAUGGAUUGUGUGUGCUAGACUAUACAAUGCACACACUGGUCACACACCCAUACCAGUCUGUGAUUACCUUUGGUGGUUGCCGUGAUGAUUUCAUGGUGGUCACGAGUCAGCAGAGGGAACCCGGAGUCGGGAAGAAGAGUGCGGAGAAGCUAGUCUUUGCGAUGGCUAAACCAAAGAUACUGGAGCUGACUCUGCUCAUGGCCAGCUACAUGAACCACUGGAACCCCAGCCUCCCGCCUGCCUCACACCAGCCCCUCGGCCACUGGGACGUAGACAGCAGGCACUUCCCCGCAAUGAACUACACCACCAAGGGCCCCACACUACUGUGAAUUGUGCAAGCAACAAGAACAACAAAGACUGUUUAACUACGGGGAGGCCUGAUGGCAAAAGUCACCUUUAGUCCGCAUUCAUAUGGAGUGUGUUGGGUUGCAUGUCUGGGUUUUUACAUUUUUACACAACUGGUACUAGGAGAUUAUUACAUAUAUAUUAUAUAUGGUUUUUUAGAAGAAAAAAAGAUUUAGGUUUAGAAAUGUCAGGAUCAGUCGUCUCAGACUAUUUAUUUCUACAACAAAAGAGUGUUUCAACUCUACUUUAUUUAGAUUUAAGAUGUUCUAAUUCCUUGGUAAAAUUGGACGUUUAUAAUACAGUAGUUAUCUGAGGAUUUGUCGCCACUCGUCACAUUUCCACCUGCAGCGUGAUUUUUCGGUCGCUGCUCAGGUUUUUUUCCUUUAUACUGACCUUCAUGUUUUCCAGUCUUUCAGACCUCAGACUCCUUUCUUUCAUAAAAAAAAAAACAAAGCUGUUGCCUUUUUGAGAGCUGGGUUGACUGGAAUACAGCGUUACGUGUCACUGUGUAUUUACUAUGAAUUAUCACUCGUACUUGACAAAGAACCGUAGUUUGAAUUCAUUUAUGAGGUACUGUGCAAUUAGAAAGGGACUGACAUGGCAUGUGAUACUUCAGUUUCAUAGUAUCUUAAUUUGAUAUAAUCCACUCCUGAUAUCACUCUAAUUUAGAGCUGCAACAAACAAUUAUUUUCAUUGUAGAUCAAUCUAAUGAUUGUUUCUUUUCAAUUAAUUGUCCGUAAAAUGUAAGAAAACAGAAACAAAAGUGACAUUGACAUAUUGACAACAGUCCAAAAUCCAAAGAUAUUAAGUUUAAUGUCAUAAAAAAUUCAACAAGAGAGUAAAUACACAUUUGAGAUGCUGUGUUUUUUUGCUUAAAAAUGACUUAAAUGAUGAAUUCAUCAUCACAAUUAGUAGACUAAUCAAUUAAUCGACUAUUUCUUUCAACUCUACACUAAUAUAAUUAGCUUUUCCUUAUAAAAUAGGUAGGACAGCUUUUCCCCAAAGAAAUGUAAGAAACCUUUUGUAAUCCUUUACUAUUGUUUUUAAUGGGAUGUUAGUAUUUAGCUCACUUAUCUAGCAUAAAGCAGGCGAUUUGGCCCAGAUCUGCUACUAAUGUAAUGUAAUGUAAACAUGUAAUAUUAUUGAGGUACUCAAUAGGAAGGCUGGGAUAUAAAAGGUACAACAGUGAUAUACUUUAUCUAUAAUGCAUCUGUGAUAUUUCUAAUGGUCCUCUGAUAACAUAAUCAGGUCGCUGAGUGUUUUAAUAAUCAACAAACAGAAGAGAGGACAAAUUUAAGAGCUACCAAAAUAUUUUAAUGACUUGAACUGUUUUGGAUCAAACCACUGUCUUGCUCGUGUCCAUAUUUAGUUAUUUAUUUUAUUUCCAACAUUUUUUUUUUGGCUUUUGUUUAAAAGGGUAAUAUUUUCCACUGUCAACUGUCACAUUUAUAUUGGAAGACUUAGUUUGGUUUAUGUAGCAGAGUAAUUUAAGAGCAGAGUAUGUUUGGUUACUGUAUUAGAAUGUGUUACAGAUGUUUGAAAGAUUAUGUCUUUAUGUUGCCUGUAUGUGUGUGUGCGCUAAUGAAAUAAAUGGUACAACAAUUCUGUCACUGAC
Morone saxatilis (striped sea-bass) is the source of this 9624-nucleotide messenger RNA. RefSeq names its product pleckstrin homology domain containing, family H (with MyTH4 domain) member 1 (gene plekhh1). The transcript has 29 exons. Gene Ontology annotation, cellular component: cytoskeleton. The coding region runs from base 3671 to 7993 and encodes 1440 amino acids. The record is from RefSeq and is a predicted model, not a curated record. Lineage: Eukaryota; Metazoa; Chordata; Actinopteri; Moronidae.